GGGAGAGUAGGGGCGGACUGGCAGGCGGGGCUGAGCUUUGGCGACCAAGCCUGGAGUAGAGCGACCAAGCAGGCGACUGGAGGUUCCUGCGGCUGCGCCCCAGACUGAGCCAAGACCCUUGAUCAGGCCCGCCCCUCUCGGCCGGCUCUAGCCGGCUCCAGCGGGGUCUCUCCUGGAGCCCUGCCCUAGCUUCCUCGCUUACAACCGAAAUUUAGUUUGCAAGUUUUAUUCUUGAGACUUUCCCCCCAGGGCUUCUAGGAGGACAGCAGACCUCUGACUGGGACAUUUAAGCACUGGGGUUACUCGGUUCCCAGAAGCUCAAGUCCUAAGUGUCCCGACAAAAGACCGGCGGGUCCUUAAGAUUUGCUGGAAAACUACGAGAGGAUGGGAGAACCGCUGUCCAUUCAAACCCUUCUGCUCAGCUCGAAAACGAUUAACUGAAGCGCGGUUUGGAUGAAUGCUCUCCAGCCUUAACCAACGCCGCUCCUGGAUGAAAGACUGGGACUCUCUCGAACCCCUGCAGAGUCGAAGUCUGUAGCUGGGUUCGGAGGUCCUCCCGGAGGGCUGCUAGCUCAGAGUCCCGGGACCGGGAUCCGCCCCACCUCUAGCUUCCUUCUUGGAGCCGGGACCGGACUGAUCUCCCGGAGGCGGGAAGGAGAGGAGAGGAUCGUCCACGCGGGCGGCCCGGAGGCAUCAGCGUGGAAUGGUCCGGAAGAUAGAUGGCUCUUCGGUGCGAGCCAGGGCUGCCUAGUCCCGAGGAAACAGUCUGGUCCCUGGGGGCAGGGAUGCCAGGGAGAUGUAUAUGAGAACACUGAAACUGACCUAGAAAAGUACGAUUGAAGGUAGUGGUGCAGAAAAUGACCCCACCCUGAACACUGAAAGGAUGAUUUGUCCAGAUUUCAGGUUGCAACAUUGUACGUACUGAUUCUUCGGUGGAAUAUCACCCCGUGAAAGGUCUCUGAAGUCAUACCCAGCAUCCUGUCUGUGGCCUUUUCAGCAGUCCUGUUUCCAUCAUGGCGCAUCUAGAUGCCUAUAGACAGACAGAUGGAAGAAGAUGCUCAACGUCAUCAUAUUCGUGAGCUCGCCAUGAUGGAACCCAAGCUCUUCCCUCUGGUCUACUUUUGACAUCUUUUCCCUUGCACGAGCUGCCCAUAGUUUGAUCCAAAGUAAUGCUGAAAAUGCACCUCACCAUUGUGUACACAGGAAUUAUACUUGAUGGCUACAGUGCAUGUCCAUAGGAAGAAGCACAUGGAUCAAGCAUGUGCGGCCACAGGCAGAACUUACUGAGGAGCGCCAGUGUCAACGGAUUUGGACACACCAAUGUCUUCGUUCUGUAGCGUUCCAUUCUUUUACAAUCCCAGAGAAAAUGCUGCUAGAAGAGAAUUUUGUGUGGAAUGAGAUAUUCCCAUAUUUUACGACCAAUAUGCAUUAAGAAACACAUCUACUCUACAAACACAAAGUUCCAUAGUCCUGAAGAAGCAAGCAGUCAUAUACAUACAGACCUGAGAACAUGAGAAUGUUUUUUAGCAGCAGAAGAGUCAAGAGAUGGAAAUUUUUUCACUUUUUUGCCACUUGUUUUAUAUUAAGCUUUAUGGUUUUCUGGGGCUCAAUCAAUAAUUAUGUCAUGAGCCAUAUGAAGUCCUACUCCUACAGAUACCUCAUAAAUACCUAUAACUUUGUGAACGAUUCCCUGUCUCUCAAGCACAGCUCUGUGCAACCUCACUACAAAUACUUGAUCAACCACAGAGAGAAAUGUCAGGCUCAAGAUAUCCUUCUCUUACUGUUUAUAAAGACUGCUCCUGAAAACUAUGACCGACGUUCUGCAAUCAGAAAAACGUGGGGCAAUGAGAAUUAUGUUCAGUCUAGAUUCAAUGUCAACAUCAAAACUCUUUUUGCAUUAGGAACUCCUGAUCCACUGAAGGGAGAAAAACUGCAAAAAAGACUGAUUUGGGAAGAUCAAGUGCACAAGGAUAUAAUUCAGCAAGAUUUCCUUGAUUCUUUCCACAAUCUUACUUCUAAAUUUCUUCUUCAGUUCAGCUGGGCGAACACCUUUUGCCCACAUGCCAAAUUCCUGAUGACUGCUGAUGAUGAUAUAUUUAUCCACAUUCCAAACCUCAUUGAAUAUCUUCAAGGGCUAGAGCAGAUUGGAGUUCGAGACUUUUGGGUUGGUCAUGUUCAUCGGGGUGGCCCCCCUGUUAGAGACAAAAGCAGCAAAUAUUAUGUUCCCUAUGAAAUGUACAAGUGGCCGGCCUACCCUGACUAUACAGCUGGUGCUGCCUACGUCGUCUCCAGCGAUGUAGCUGCCAAAAUCUAUGAGGCAUCGCAGACAGUAAAUUCCAGUAUGUACAUAGAUGAUGUAUUCAUGGGCCUCUGCGCCAAUAAAGUGGGGAUAGUGCCACAGGACCAUGUAUUUUUCUCUGGGGAAGGGAAGAUUCCUUAUCAUCCCUGCAUCUAUGAAAAGAUGAUAACAUCUCACGGACACUUAGAUGAUCUGCAGGAGCUCUGGAAGGAAGCUACAGAUCCUAAAGUAACGCACAUUUCAAAUGGGUUUUUUGGUCAAAUAUACUGCAGGUUAAUUAAGAUAGUUCUUCUCUGCAGAUUGACUUACAGGAAUUCUUAUCCUUGUAGGGCUGCAUUUGCCUGAUAGUACUUGGAUGCUGUACUGUGUUAACUGUCACUGAGCCAAACUUGAAUGGGAAAAAAAAAAUCUGUAAAUGUUUCUCUCUACCCUAAGUCAAAUGAAUUCAAAGCAAAGAGGUCAUUUCAAAAUCCAGUCAAACUAGUCAAUAUAACUCCAAAUUAAAUUGCAGCUUAAUUUCAAUUUAAGGAAUCAUUUAAAUCAACUUAAAGACUUAAAUCAUGAGCAAGAGUCAAGUAGAAAUUUCAAUUUCUCUUUGGUUCUACAAGUGUAUUUGAGGUAUGGAGAGCACCUGAAAAGCCUUGGUAUCAAAAUAAUAACUUUGAGAAAAUACCUAGCAAAUGUAUAAUGUAGCAUUUCUAAGAAAGUAAUACAUUUUAGAACAAGCAAUCCAAAUUAUCUUUAUUAAAGAGUACUAGGUAGAGGUGGGAGGAGGCAGGUGGUAUAGAAGAAAGUAUAUCAAUGUGAUGAAAGGUUCAUUUGAAUAAGGACAUACAAGGAAAAGUCUAUAAUUUUGUUACAGUUAAGUCACUUAACAUUGGCAUUCCUAUAGCCAUUUACCUAGGCAGUUCUGGAAUCAUUUAAAAUAUAUUUUUAUCAUUGUCUCAAAAAAAAUUUUUUUAGUAUAAAACUUUAGAAAGUGGUCAGCUCUGUCCUAACCAAUACCAUGUGUAGGCUUUCUCUAAAGUUGUAAAACAGGAGUAGUUCCUGUGCCCUGGAGGACCUUCUUUAAAGAUAAAUUCCUGUCAACUCCAAUAAGCUGGUUUUAAUUUAAUGAAUUAUUCAAUUGCUUUUAAAGUAUUAAAUAUUAGCCUUUGUUUAAGGGUAGUUGUUUGGAUACAGCUUACAGUGAGGAGUAGAAUAAUGGAAGAGACUUAAAGGAACGAUAGAACUAGGGGUAUUGCUCAGCACCCAAAAGGGAAAAGACAAAGAAGCAUGCAUUAAAAGUCUCUUUUCCUUGUAACUUGUAAUGUGUUAGCUUGGGGUCCAGAUCAUGACAUUCAUGACUCACAUUAACCCACGCUUACUAACGCGAUCUCAUAGGACGCAGAUUUUGUUCCAGGUGCAGACUCUUAACCUGAAAGUUUUUAAUACUCUGCCACAUCUAAAAUAAUCUAUUAUUUGACUCAGUAGCUAUCAGAGGUGAUCUUUUAAAUAUUUCAAACAUGGGAGCAGAGUAAGAGAGCUGAGAAACUGACCAAAUGCGAUUAGAAAUUUCAGUAAAUCUGCAUGUUCUUUGUAAUCAGAGGCUUGGCAGAUCUAAUAAAUUAAAUUACAUUUAUUUUACAAAACAGGAUUAAGACGUGGCUGAUAUGCAAACAUCAUGAGGAAUUCAUAAAUACCUAUGACUUUGUGAACGAUUCCCUGUCUCUCAAGCACAGCUCUGCGCAGCCUCACUACCCAUACUUGAUCAACCACAGAGAGAAGUGUCAGGCUCAAGAUGUCCUCCUCUUACUGUUUAUAAAGACUGCCCUCGAGAACUAUGACCGAGUACCAGUAUGCUGAGUAUGCUGAGUACUGGUCUCCAGGAUCUGGAGUCUGCAUGAAGAUCCAAGUGACGCUAUGUCACCCUGCCCACAAAUUAUUUCUAAUUGGUAAAGUUGCCAACAGCCAAUAGCCGGGCAGAAGAGACAUGGGUGGGGUUUAGGAUUCCUGGGCUUGGGUCAGAGGGGAGGCACAAGGGAAAGAAGAAGGGAGAGGAGAAAGAAAAAGCUGCACCAGCCCAGAAAGGACUAAGGGACAUUCAUCGAGUAAGGACCUGUGAAGCAGGCCAAAACACGACUUCAGCGAAUGGAGACAGAUGCUUAACAAACCUCAGACAGAGGCACAUAGUAGGGCAAGUUUAGCUACCAUUAUUAGGAUGAUGUUGGAAAUAAUGUGAAAAAAAAUCUAAGAGUUUCUCAAAAUACACAACUAAAUGAUAUCUGUGUUUUUGCAGGUAGAUUUUUUUUUAAAAAUGUUUACAGAAAUCUUUGUAAGUUUUUUAUUAUGAGAUAUGAAGCUUGUUUAUACCGCUCUGGUAGUUUCUUAUUAAUUUCAAGACCAGUGUUAAACAUUCUAAGAUAGUUAUUUUAGGGUAGAUUCAGGGUUUUAGAUUAUUAACAGUUCAGGUGUUCUCAUCAGUUUUUUUAAAUACUAGAGAACAAAAGUGUAAUUUUAAGAGCAACUUCAUAGUUAAUUCUCACCAGUUGGCCCUUUGAUAACUGCUGGCUUUAGGUAUACAUGGGAUAAUAAGUGUCCAUGUUUCUACAUGGAACUGGUAAAAGUUGUCACUGGCUGGAAAAUGUCAUCUUUCCCUCUUGUGUACAAACAAGAUGGUCUGUGUACACUGGUACUUUAUGAAGUAGUUCUUUGUUUGAUUGAUUGAGCUCUAUUGAACCUUGUUCAUCUUUUUAAUUUUUGCUUAGAAUAGAAUGGAACUGGUUUGGAGGUACUCUGUCUUUUGGAAUUGGCAGAUGACUCCAUUAUAAGAUCCAAAGCCCUGAAAGGUAUUUAUAAACACAGUUGUUCUAACCUUUUAAAAAGAAAAGAAACAACUUGCUCUAAUACAGGGCUGCUUUCAAAAUGAAAAAUGAAACAAAAAAGGAAAUAAACUAUUGGUCCAGAUGGUCACUUGAGUUUUAAAAAAUGGCUGCACACAGUAAUACUGCUAAAAGACAAAACAAAACUUACCUCGUUAUUCUUGGUUUGCAUCUUUUUUCAGCUAUUAAUUUUAUACCAAAAUGUUAAAUAUUUAUAUUGCUUGAGUUUCAAUCUUGUAUGAAAAUUAGUAGGUUUAAAAAUUAUAUGCUUUCCAAUAAAUAAGUUAAAAAUCA
This is a messenger RNA of Apodemus sylvaticus (European woodmouse), 5454 nucleotides long. RefSeq names its product UDP-GlcNAc:betaGal beta-1,3-N-acetylglucosaminyltransferase 5 (gene B3gnt5). Gene Ontology annotation, cellular component: membrane. The transcript has 7 exons. Bases 1511 to 2644 code for a protein of 377 amino acids. NCBI's taxonomy places the organism in Eukaryota, Metazoa, Chordata, Mammalia, Rodentia, Muridae. Gene Ontology annotation, biological process: brain development. The record is from RefSeq and is a predicted model, not a curated record.